Argiope bruennichi is the source of this 1545-nucleotide messenger RNA. Its product is annotated as ionotropic receptor 93a-like. Bases 44 to 1057 code for a protein of 337 amino acids. Gene Ontology annotation, cellular component: membrane. The transcript is spliced from 5 exons. Lineage: Eukaryota; Metazoa; Arthropoda; Arachnida; Araneae; Araneidae. Gene Ontology annotation, molecular function: ligand-gated monoatomic ion channel activity. The record is from RefSeq and is a predicted model, not a curated record.
UUUUAGCUCUCCCUAUAUUUUUGGAAAAAUAGGCUUCAUCGUUAUGAAUCCGGCUCUGCAAGCUAGAAAAUUAGUUCUCAUCAAGCCUCUGCAAUUAGAAGUUUGGGUGACACUUCUUGCAACCUUAUGCUUAUGCACUGCUACCUUAUACUUGAUAACGCACUCCCUUCCCACCAAAAGAGGAGUGCGGAGUGCUUACAAUAUUUGGUUCCUCCUAAGGACUCUGGGACAGCAAGGAACUCCAUCGCCGGCACCAGAUAGAUACAGCAUCCGCUUCUUCAUCAGCUUCUGGUGGAUUUUCAUUCUGGUGAUACUCUGGAGCUAUGCUGGUACUUUAACAUCCUUUAUGACGUACCCGGGACGGCGACCUGCAGUCGAUACCAUCAACAAAUUACGAAAGGCCUUGGCAGCCCACGCUAUUCGUUAUGGUACCACGACUGGAAGCACUUAUGAACAUUUCCUCAUGACUAAUAUGGCAGAAGUCGAUCCAGUUUUUGCCACAAGCAUCGAAGAAAAUCCUGACCUUGAAGUGCACAGUGUGGCUGAAGGUAUGGAAAUGGUUCUAAAAAAGAGGUACGCAUUCGUGUAUAUGACAAUGGUACUGAAAUGGUAUGCUGCUAUUAUGGGAUCCAACAGGUUUCGGAUGUCCAGAGAAACUUUCAGUACAGAUGCUGUUGGAAUUGCGAUUCAGAAGUGUCACCCUUGCAAGAAAAGCUUUGAUCAUGUGGUAGAUAGAUUAGAAGAGACAGGUUUUUUCACCAAAUGGUAUGACGAUGCUUUCUUCAAAGCCAAAACAAAAUCCACCGUGAUAGCAGUGAACACGGCAAGACCUCUGGCCCUCGAUGAUCUGCAAGGAGCAUUUUAUUUCAUGGGUAUCGGUGCAGGGAUUGGAAUCAUCGCUCUUGUGGCAGAAAACAUGUUUCUUCGACUUACUGGUAAGAAGAAGACAAAAGUAAGAAAUAAAGCAAGAAGAAAGCAGAAGAUCAACAAAGCGUUUCUCCACUGGAAUGCAUCUUUAGGACGGUAUGAAUGGAUUGACAAUGAAAGAUAUCCUUAAUGUUUUCUCCACUGGAAUGCAUCUUUAGAACAGUAUGAAUUGAUUGACAAUGAAAGAUAAUUUUUCUCCACUGGAAUGCAUCUUUAGGAUAGUAUGAAUGGAUUGACAAUGAACGUUAUCCUUAAUGUUUUCUCCACUGGAAUGCAUCUUUAGGACGGUAUGAAUGGAUUGACAAUGAAAGUUAUCCUUAAUGUUUUCUCCACUGGAAUGCAUCUUUAGGACUGUAUGAAUGGAUUGACAAUGAAAUAUAUCCUUAAUGUUUUUCUCCACUGGAAUGCAUCUUUAGGACUGUAUGAAUGGAUUGACAAUGAAAUAUAUCCUUAAUGUUUUUUUCCUCUGGAAUGCAUCUUUAGGACGGUAUGAAUGGAUUGACAAUGAAAGAUAUCCUUAAUGUUUUCUCCACUGGAAUGCGUCUUUAGGACGGUAUGAAUGGAUUCACAAUGAAAGUUAUCCUUAAUGUUUUCUCCACUGGAAUGUAUCUUUAGGAC